Ixodes scapularis (black-legged tick) is the source of this 1949-nucleotide messenger RNA. RefSeq names its product stAR-related lipid transfer protein 3 (gene Start1). Lineage: Eukaryota; Metazoa; Arthropoda; Arachnida; Ixodida; Ixodidae. The coding region runs from base 438 to 1856 and encodes 472 amino acids. Gene Ontology annotation, molecular function: lipid binding. The transcript is spliced from 14 exons. The record is from RefSeq and is a predicted model, not a curated record.
AUCUUUCCAGCAGAUAGCGUAGAAAAUGUAAACAGCAGCGAUGGGUGUUCGCUGCCUUAUCGCACAAAAUUUUCGCGUAGAGGCUUUGAAAAGCAUAUCGCUGUUAUCAGAAUAAGCUGUAAAACUAUAUUUAACACACACAUUUCGUGGGAACAAGAGAAAGAACCGUCCAACAAUAACACGCCAGCAGGGGCGCGCAUGGAAACGGCGGCGUGUCGCUGGAAGCCAUCGCAGGCCAAUUGGUCGCAGCUUUUUCUGGGGCACACUUGUCGUCAACAACCAUCAGGAGCGUCCAUGGCACUAUCAGUUGGUGGCAUAGUAUAUCCAGCGCUUCUGGAAGGCAGGGAAGACAGCGAACACCUGCAUUAAAAUUGGAGAGCUUCAAUGGAAAGCGCACCUGCAUAUUGCUUUAGCAUUUCAGCACCUGAGGGACCAGGAUGGGUGCCAGCACUUCGCACCAGGAUGGUUACCAGCGGGCAGAGCCCCACUGGAUGCACUACGGGUCUAUCAACUUUGAUGACGAAAUCCCGGCCGAAGUUCUCAAGGUCGGGGCCUCGGUCGGGAAGAAGAUAUCGCCCGUGAGGAGGUUCUUUGCACUCCUUGCCACCUUUGAUGUCUGCUUCUGCUCCUUCCUCUGGAUUCUAAGUGCAAUGCUGCAGUAUAAGUCUGUGAAGUUAGUCUAUCAAAGCGAAAUCCUCAAUUAUGCCAUGUCAAGCUCCCUGUUCGACAUGGCCGUGCUGGCAGCGCUGCGGUUCCUUGUCCUGCUGCUGGCCUACAUCGUGCUGCGCAUGAAGCACUGGCUGUUGGUGGCCCUGAUGACCACGCUGAGCGGUUCCCUGGUCAUCUGCAAGACCUUCCUGUACGACUGGCAGGCCCAGCUGGCAGUAAACUCGGGGGUGCUGGCCGGGGUACUGCUGCUGGUCACCUCCUUCGUGCUGCCCUGGGGCCAGGCCUGGUUCCUUGACUUCCGGGUGGUACCGAGUGAGAACCGGGCCUCCCAGCUGCUGGCACGCAUUGUCAACGACGCCUUCCCGCCCGUGCCCUCCGCUGCAGCCCGCUUGCGCAGCGAGGAUGGCGGUACCUCCUUCUACUCGCCGGACAGCGGGUCAGACAAUGAGAGUUUGGGUGCAAAGGGUCUACAGCGGAGCGAGCUUGAAGUUCCCAGCGACCUCAAAGUGAGGUUUGAACCAGAAAGCUCUUCAAGGCCACUACUUCCAGAGGAACGAAGCUACAAGCGCAAGGCAGAGGAAGCGCUAGACAUUGCCUUGAAAAUAUUCCACGAAAGCAACUGGAAGACGGAGAAAAUGGACCACGAGGGCGCUAUUCAGACGUGCCAUCACUCAGAGUUUGGAAAGGUCUACAAGUAUGCGGGUACCCUGCCAGCGGCUCCCGAGACCAUUUUAGAUAUUUUGUUCAAUCGGCUAGAGGAACAAGUUUUGUGGAACCCGAACGUCAAAGAAGCCAGGGUUAUUGAGAGCAUAGACAACCAGACUGACAUUGUUUAUGUGCUCUCAGAGGGUGCCAAGGGUGUAGUGUCUUGUAGAGAUUUUGUAAACUUGAGGAUGUGGCAGAGGCGAGGUGAAUCCUACUUGCUCUGCGUCAUAGGCUCGGAGCAUGUCAACCAGCCACCGAAGAAAACUGUUGUGAGGGGGGAGCAGGGACCUCUGCUCUACAUGCUAGCACCGUCAGACAGCGAGACACAUCGCAGCAAAUUCCAAUGGCUGCUAAAUGUGAAUCUCAAGGGAUGGCUUCCACAGUACAUCAUCGACAAGGCAAUGGCAAAGAGCAUGCUGGAUUAUGCAGAUGCCUUGAAAACUCAUCUCAAUAGUCUUCCCAAGCCAGAUGACUUCAUCUAGAAAGUUUUCAUGCCUUCAGGGACUCAAAUCUUCAAGCUGGUAUUUUUGUUUUUUUAAUGAAAGCUGUGAAUAAAGCUUUUGUGAUAAAUUUUU